AUGACUGGCCGCAAAGCAGUGCUGACACGGCUAGGCCUCGGAGUCAUGGGCUACCCCAUGGCCAAGAACCUGCGCGCCGGGCUGGGGCCCGACAAGACGCUGCUGGUGUGCGACGUCAACGCCGACGCCCUCACGCGCUUCCAGUUCGAGACAGCCGGCCAGGGGCCGGUGAAUGUGGUGCAAAACGGCUUCGAGGCAGCCCAAGCAGCGAACACCGUCAUCACCAUGCUUCCGGGCUCCGACGCCGUCAAGGCCGUCUACCUGGACGCGCACACGGGCAUCCUGGCCGGCGCCGUCGCCGCCGCAGCCACUGCGUCCUCCCCCGACCCCAAGCUGAUUAUGGAAUGCGGCACCAUCGAGAACGACACGAUCCUGGCCGUCGCCAGCGCCACAGCCACAGCCAGCGCGGCCCAGCUCGGCAACACGCUCACGUUCGUCGACGCGCCCGUGUCCGGCGGGCCGAUGGGCGCGCAGGCCGGCACGCUGACGUUCAUGGUCGGGUGCGUCCCGUCUGUCUCGGCGCAAAUCUUCCCCAUCGCAAAAGCGUACCUCGCGCACAUGGGGCUGGCCGACGGCAUCUUCCUGUGCGGGGCCGUGGGGGCGGGCACGGCGUUCAAGAUCAUCAACAACUACCUCAGCGCCAUCACGUCGCUGGCGGCGUCGGAGGCGCUUAACAUUGGCGUCAAGGCCGGGCUCGACCCGGCGCUGCUGACCGACGUCAUCAACGCCAGCGGCGGCCAGUGCUGGGUCACCAGCAAGAGCAACCCCGUGCCGGGCGUGCAGGCCAACGUGCCCAGCAGCCGGGGUUACGAGGGCGGGUUCCGCAUUGAGCUGUGUGCCAAGGUGCUGGGCAUGGGCAGCCGGCUUGCGAGGGAUGUGGGCGCGCGCACGGUGCUGGAUGAGCCGACGCUGGGGGCGUUCAAGGAGGCCAUGGCGGACGAGCGGUACCGCGGCAAGGAUGCACGGGUCGUGUAUAAGUGGUUGAAUGAGAGCGAGGGGGGCAAGGGUGAGUAA
This is a messenger RNA of Lasiosphaeria miniovina, 1014 nucleotides long. RefSeq names its product 6-phosphogluconate dehydrogenase. Gene Ontology annotation, molecular function: NADP binding; NAD binding; 3-hydroxyisobutyrate dehydrogenase activity. The transcript is spliced from 2 exons. The coding region runs from base 1 to 1014 and encodes 337 amino acids. NCBI's taxonomy places the organism in Eukaryota, Fungi, Ascomycota, Sordariomycetes, Sordariales, Lasiosphaeriaceae. Gene Ontology annotation, cellular component: mitochondrion. The record is from RefSeq and is a predicted model, not a curated record. Gene Ontology annotation, biological process: L-valine catabolic process.